Messenger RNA from Ruditapes philippinarum (Manila clam), 1858 nucleotides. Its product is annotated as putative ankyrin repeat protein RF_0381. Bases 446 to 1834 code for a protein of 462 amino acids. The record is from RefSeq and is a predicted model, not a curated record. The transcript has 4 exons. Gene Ontology annotation, molecular function: protein binding. NCBI's taxonomy places the organism in Eukaryota, Metazoa, Mollusca, Bivalvia, Venerida, Veneridae. Gene Ontology annotation, cellular component: cytoplasm; nucleus.
ACAUUGGUACGGUCAAUAUUAUCUCCAGUUUGUUAAAUAUUUGUCAUCGAUCAACUUAUGCAAAUCACUAUGCAUUAAUUUAUUCAACAGCUUAUAUAGAAUUUAUAACUUCUUAUGAUAUAAUAAAUCAUGAAACCGGCAAACAUAUUUUCAGACUUACUAAACAACCGCAAGUUAAAAACUUUUCAAAGGAGAAAAAAAAUUAACAAACACGGAUACACUGAAAGAAGUGUGAAAACUAUCAUAAAUUUUCUAAAAUGACAUUUUGAACAAUUUUUUUAAAAGAAGUAUAUCAAACGUGGGUAUACGCAGAAAACAAUUUUUCAUUCAGUGGACAGUGAUACAUUGACGGGAGUGUAAUAUCAUUUGAAAUUUUUGCGAUAAAAGUGGACGUUUAGGACAUGAUAUGAUUUAAUACUGCCAAGGCAAUUAUUCCUUUCAAAACAUGGAGGUAACGGAAUUGUCACACUUUCAUGAGCCCGAGAUGCGAGGGUACCGACUGUUAGAAAAGGAAGCAGAAGAUGUUGUACGGUGCGUGAAAUAUGACAGAGAGGAAGAUGUGGUUCGUUUAUUAUUAAAGAAUGAUCGGGAUUCGAGGGAAAUUUGUACAAUAAUUGUGCAAGAUGGUAGCACUGCUCUGCAUGCAAUGGCACAACAAUCUAGACCCCAAAUUCUUCAGUUACUUCUUGACCUUGGGGUGAACAUUAACGCCAGAAAUAAUGAAGGCAAGACGGCCCUACAGAUGGCGCUGUUGUACAACAAUCUACUUGCUGCUCGCAUGCUUAUUGACAGCGGUGCUGAUAUAAACGAGACACUUUCUAAACGUACAGGAAUGUCGUUAUUACAUAAACUUGUAAUGAGAGACAAUCUGCAGGGUACGCAUCUUUUGGUUGAACGUGGUGCCCUCGUUAACGCUCGUGACAUGGCUGGAAGAACGCCCCUACAUUUAACGCUGCUAAGGAAUAGUGCUAAAAUGACUCAGUAUUUAAUCGAGAAAGGGGGAGAAGUAAACGCAAUUGAUGGUAACGGAGACAGUUUGUUACAUGUAGCUUUACAGUAUAGAAAUACAGACAUCACAAAACUACUUAUUCAAAAGGGAGCAGACGUAACAAUUAAAAAUAAACAAGGAAUGACGCCUUUGCAUUUAGCAGUUGAUGGACCUUUCGUAGACAUAACACGCAUUAUUCUAAAAAAAAGUACAACUAAUGUGAACACAAAAGAAAAACUUAUGGGAAGAACUCCACUACAUUUAGCCUGUGCUCUAAACAACACGCAAAUUGUAAGAAUGUUGACAGAUCAUGGUGCCGAUGUAAAUCUGUCAACAACUUUUCGAAAGUCACCACUUCAUAUAACAGCAAAACACGGUGCAACUGAAACAGCCCAAUUGCUUAUCAGGCAGCAUGCCAAUGUUAAUAUGCUCACAACAGGAAAUAAAACGCCACUACACGAGGCAAUCGAAUACCAAAGUUUCAACAUCGGAACUUUACUAGUUCAAGCAGGAACAAAUAUCAACUUUCGGGAUCUUCAUGGAUUAACUCCCUUGCAUUAUGCUGUGAAUGCAGAUGCCUUAAGUUUCAUGACCUAUUUACUUCACCAGGGUGCAAUGAUUAAUGCACGAGACAAUAGACAAAAGACGGCACUUCAUCAUGCCGCCCAACUUGAUAGCCACGACAUAUGUAUGAUGCUUUUAAAAGCUGGCAUCGAUCGUGACUCACCAGAUGAGGAUAACAAGUUAGCGGAAUUCUACGCAACUUCCCCGCAAUUAAAAACUAUUCUCAAAGAAGGGCAUGAAUCUAAGAAAUCUGACAGCAAAAAAUCUCCAUCAAAACAAUAAGAAAAUUUUUAGUAACUGUGACUU